Hipposideros armiger (great roundleaf bat) is the source of this 940-nucleotide messenger RNA. RefSeq names its product myosin light chain 1 (gene MYL1). The transcript is spliced from 7 exons. The record is from RefSeq and is a predicted model, not a curated record. Gene Ontology annotation, cellular component: myosin II complex; contractile muscle fiber. Gene Ontology annotation, molecular function: calcium ion binding. Lineage: Eukaryota; Metazoa; Chordata; Mammalia; Chiroptera; Hipposideridae. The coding region runs from base 157 to 726 and encodes 189 amino acids.
UUAUACCACUGAAUACUCUGGGUCCACCUUCAAGACACGGGGCUGGGAUCAACCAAACCACCACUCCUCUUCCAAGAAUCAUUUGGACAGGUUCUUUUAGAGUGCUCCUUCUCUCUCUCUCUCUCUCUUUUUUUUUAACCCAUCCUUUUAAACAAAAUGGCUCCAAAGAAGGAUGUGAAGAAGCCUGCGGCUGCUGCCCCAGCCCCUGCCCCGGCACCUGCACCUGCCCCUGCCCCACCCAAAGAAGAAAAAAUUGACCUUUCUGCUGUUAAGAUCGAGUUCUCUGCGGAACAGCAGGAAGAUUUCAAGGAGGCGUUUCUCCUGUUUGACAGAACAGGUGAAAGCAAGAUCACCUUAAGCCAGGUGGGUGAUGUUCUUCGGGCCCUGGGCACCAACCCUACCAACGCAGAGGUCAAGAAGGUUCUGGGAAAUCCCAGCAAUGAAGAGAUGAAUGCCAAGAAGAUUGAGUUUGAACAAUUUCUGCCCAUGAUGCAAGUUAUUUCCAACAACAAGGACCAGGGCAGUUAUGAAGACUUUGUUGAGGGUCUGCGUGUCUUUGACAAGGAAGGCAAUGGCACAGUCAUGGGUGCUGAACUCCGUCACGUGCUGGCCACACUGGGUGAAAAGAUGAAAGAGGAAGAAGUGGAAACCCUGCUGAAAGGUCAAGAAGACUCCAAUGGCUGCAUCAACUAUGAAGCUUUUGUCAAGCACAUCAUGUCUGUCUAAAUGGAGCUCUCAAGGUUAAGCAUUGGUUGGGAAGACUGGCUGGAAACUUAUUUUAAUAACACCCAUGACUGCCUGUCCAGAUCUGUUCACCAUCAUUUAGAAAAACAGUAUGGACCGUUCUAGACUGAGGGACUCCCUGAUUUUGUUUUAUACCUUACGUUUCUCUGUGAAUUGUAUUCGUACCACACAAGCCAAGUGUCUCACUCUAGACAAA